AUGAGUUCAGCUGAGAAAUCGGAGAAUCUUGUGUCCCCAAAAAACCAAGAGGUGGUAGAUCUUUAUGAUAGCUAUGUGGCUGGAGGCUUUGCCCCUUAUCCAGUUGCCCUCGUUAGGGCCCAAGGAUCUAAAGCAUGGGAUGUGGACGGGAAGGAGUACGUCGACUUUCUUUCGAUGUACUCAGUCACGAACUUUGGCCACAGCCAUCCCAAGAUCGUCGCUGCCGCUGUUAAAGCCGCAUCCGAGUGUGCUGUGGUGAAUAUGCCAUUCCAUAAUCCAUACUAUGGGCAGCUGGCGAAACGACUCCACGAUCUGUUCGGUUACGACAAAUUUGUGGCGCUGACAAGUGGUGCUGAGGCCGCAGAUGCUGCGGUCAAAAUCGCUAGGAAGUGGGGUUACCUGCAGAAGCAGAUCCCAGAAGGAGAGGCGUGGGUCUUGACGGCCGGCCGUUGCUACCAUGGGGUGACUCUGAGCACGGUGGCGAUGAGGAGUGAGCACCAGAAAAGCCGUCUGUAUGGACCAUUCAUGCCAAAGGUCGGACCAAUAUCGCCCUCCGGCAGAGAGGUUCGCUUUGGAGAUAUCGACGACGUCCGGGAAGUGUUCGAGGCGGACGGUGAGAGGAUCGCCGCGUUCAUGGUUGAGCCAAUUCAAGGAUCGGCUGGCGUCAUUGUGCCACCAUCGGACUACCUCAAGCACGUCGAGGAGCUUUGCCAGAAACAUAACAUUCUCUUCAUCGCUGAUGAGGUACAGUGCGGCCUUGGGAGGGCUGGUGCGAAUCUAGCCCACCACAGGGACGGUGUACGUCCUGAUUUGGUGAUCAUAGCAAAAGCUCUGGCAGGAGGGGUGAUGGGUGACAACCGCACUUUAAAUUUGCUGGACCCUUAUGAGUAUGCCCAUGGCUAA
Molecule: messenger RNA, 903 nt
Organism: Diaporthe batatas
Lineage: Eukaryota; Fungi; Ascomycota; Sordariomycetes; Diaporthales; Diaporthaceae
Exons: 6
Coding region: 1-903 (300 amino acids)
Cellular component (GO): cytoplasm
Molecular function (GO): L-ornithine transaminase activity; pyridoxal phosphate binding; identical protein binding
Source: RefSeq, a predicted model, not a curated record